CGUUGUUGAGUCGACAAGGCAGCAUGUAAAUAAGACCAAAUGAACCAUUAUACAUAUUACGGAUCCUUUGAUUUAACAUCGAUUAUGUGCCAAUUGUUUCAACUAUUAGCAGGAGACAAGCAAGGCGGAAUUGCCUGAAACAUCACAGUAAUAUGAAGUUGUACAGAAUACCAGUGAACUCCUAGGAGCAUUUGAUGAUCAUGAGACGGAGCCCAAGGAGACCCCUGAUCCUCAGAAGAAGAAAGUUGCCCUUUCAGCAAAAUGAUCCACCAGCUGCUGAAUUGAAAAGCCAAGAUGAUGCAUCGGGCUCCAAAGAACCUUCUAAACCAGCUGCCACUCAGAGAUUCCCCGAUGGCAUCCGCAUUAUUGAUCACCCUUCCCUGUCUGACACACAGGUGGUGGUUGUCCCCAAAACAGCAGACCUUCAAAGUGUUAUCCGGGCCCUCACUGCCAAAGGAAAAGAGUGUGGAGUCCAGGGGAGGAACAAAUUCAUCCUUCUGAGUGAGAAUAGCAGCCGGGACAAUGGAUCUUUUUGCCAGCCUGCUGCUGAAGGGGAUGACGUCUCGACAGUUGAUCAAACAGCGAAAACAGAAACGAUGCACCGCUCCCCGGAUGCUAAACAUCUCACCGGACUUAAAGCAUUGAAUAAGGAACUUGAGUGUGGUCCUUUAGACGACAGCCUCACCAAUAUUCAGUGGCUCGGCAAAAUGAACACAUGUGGCUUCCAACCAGAUCCUGUCAAGCAGAUGGCCGGCAAGGAGAACCUCACCAUGAGUUCAGGGACUUUUCAGGCGCGAAAUGCACUAAUUGAUGCAGAGUCGGCUCAGCAGCCCAUGUCAGAGCGCCCACCGUACUCCUACAUGGCCAUGAUCCAGUUUGCCAUUAACAGUGGGAAGAGCAGGAGGAUGACACUGAAAGAGAUUUACAUGUGGAUCGAAGACCACUUCCCUUACUUCAGAGAGGUGGCCAAACCAGGAUGGAAGAACUCCAUCCGCCAUAACCUCUCUCUGCACGAUAUGUUUAUUCGUGAGACGUCACCAGACGGUAAAAUCUCUUUCUGGACUAUCCGACCUGAGGCCAACCGAUGCCUGACUCUUGAUCAGGUGUACAAGCCUGGUUGUGAUCCAAUGACCGCUCCUGUUACGGUGCCAAUGCUUUUAUUUUCCAACCAACAACAAAAGAGAAUGCUUCCUGAUGCAAGAAAAAUGCCAGUUAGCUCUGAGAGAAGGAUGAAACCUCUUCUCCCUCGAACCGAUUCCUACUUGGUUCCCAUCCAGCUGCCCGUCAACUCCUCCAUCUACCUUCCGCCCGCCCCGUACCCCCCCACUUGCUUGCAGCAGAAACGGCCCACUUCAAGAGGAGCCAAGAGAGUGCGGAUAGCUCCUAAGGUGAUGCAAAGCGACGCCCCGGCAGUAGUGCUGCAUCCUCAGAAGAACGAAGACCUCAAGGUGGAGGUGAAGGAAGAGCUGGUGUGUGUGCCGAUUAAAUGCGAGACUCCUAAAGCCCCUCCGAAGAGACAAGCCAGCAGCUCUCGGCGCAAACAGCGGCUGGUUCACUCUCUGGACGAGGAGCCGGUCCUCCUCUGCCCCGAUAACACCUUCUUGGACUCCGGCGUAGUCUCCGACGCUUCCACUUUCCAGGAGAUGCUGACCACGGAGCUGGAGGAGCCUCAGGAGGAGGAGGAGCAGCAGAGCCCCGACCGAGGCUUCUCCUCCUCAAAGACCCCCGUAAAAAGCAGCAGCCACCUGACCUCCUCCACGCCCAGCAAGCCUCCCUCUCUCGCCCUACCCGAGCCCUGGAAGGUGACCCCCCUGGGCAAAGGGAGCCAGAGCGCUCUAGACUUUAGUCCCAUCCGCACGCCAGGCGGUCCUGCAGUGACCCCCCGACACGAUUACACCACCUUUAGCUUCAACAGCACUCCCUUUAAAGACUGUCCUCUGUUUAGCUCCCCCAGAGAGCUGUUCACAGUCGCUCCCCCCCCUGCAAGCACAGACUCUCCCAUGGAGGGCCUCAGAAGCGACGGCUCCGGAGGGCUGCUCCAUGCGGGAGGAGGCGCCGCCAACCGCUCCAUCACGGAGGGCCUCGUCCUGGACACGAUGAACGACAGCUUGAGGGAGAUCCUGGUGGACAUUAGCUUCUCUGAUCUGGUUGAGGAGGACCUGGGUAUGGCUAAUAUCAGCUGGUCCGAGUUCAUCCCUCAAUUUAAGUAGAGUAUGGGCAAAAACAUUUUCGACCACAUGAAAACACUAGAGGAGAAAAUGGGGGAAAAAGUUCCAUUUCAAAGUUCCUCUCCACUUUCUAGCUUUCUCAUUGGUUAUUUCAUUAAGGGCUUCUUUCUAUAAGUGAAUGUCUUCCUGUUUUCUUUUGAUCCUUCAUCCUACCUAUCAUAUCUAUGUAUGUGAAUGUAUGUUGAUUUGCACAUUUUAAUAUAUAAUUUAGCUUUUGCGUAUGUAAAUGUAAAGACAAUAUAUUGCCUGAUAAGCCAGCCAGAUGCGAAUCGACUUGUAGAUUGCGAGAUUGUUAGCAAUAAA
Messenger RNA from Notothenia coriiceps (black rockcod), 2531 nucleotides. It is a transcript of the gene foxm1, whose product is annotated as forkhead box M1. The record is from RefSeq and is a predicted model, not a curated record. Lineage: Eukaryota; Metazoa; Chordata; Actinopteri; Perciformes; Nototheniidae. Gene Ontology annotation, cellular component: nucleus. Gene Ontology annotation, biological process: regulation of transcription by RNA polymerase II; regulation of cell population proliferation; G2/M transition of mitotic cell cycle. Gene Ontology annotation, molecular function: RNA polymerase II transcription regulatory region sequence-specific DNA binding; DNA-binding transcription factor activity. The transcript has 9 exons. The coding region runs from base 195 to 2210 and encodes 671 amino acids.